CCUCAGUGAGACGCCUCGAUUCAAGCAGCCUUUCAACGAUGCUUUUGUGUUUGUGAUCGGUGGUGGCUCUUACGUUGAGUACCAGGACCUCCUUGACUGGUCUCGCGCUACUACAGGCGGCGGAACUGUCCCCGGUGAGGCAACAUCAUCCAGUUCUGGCAACGCGACUGUAAUGAGCAACCUACCUGUGAAUGGCACGAAUGCUCUAGAUGUUUCAGCUACAGCUCAUUCGUCCACACCGGGGACGAACGUAAAACGAGUUGUCUACGGUUGCACUGAGCUUCUCAGUCCAGGGGAGUUCUUGUCACAACUAACUGCACUUGGAAAGGAACUCUGCUGAUGCAUCCUCAUCCCCCUCUGCGCUUCCUGCACUGAACCAUCGAAUAAAGUUCUCCCUAUUUUGACCGUAUUUUCUCAAUCUCCUUAUCUGUUCUUUGCUGAACUGAUUUUGUUUUCUCUUAUUCCAUUAUGAUUGUUUUCAGUGAAACGUGCUGUGCCUGUUUUAUUCCACUGGACACGAUGGGGAGCUUUUUGCCUCUGCGGUUGCAUCUCUUCAUACAGUGUAAUAUAAAUCCCUCCGGCAC
Messenger RNA from Dicrocoelium dendriticum, 584 nucleotides. The record is from the annotation of a GenBank genome assembly. NCBI's taxonomy places the organism in Eukaryota, Metazoa, Platyhelminthes, Trematoda, Plagiorchiida, Dicrocoeliidae.